AUGCACGCGAGAUGCGCAUCGUCGCUCUCGCGCACGAGCGCGCACGAGCGCGCACUCGGAGGCCGUGAAGCGCGAGUGGAUAGCGUGCGCACGAAUGCGCGUGGCGUGAAAUCCUCGAAGAAUCGCUCGCGUGCGCGCGUUACGGCGAUCGAGGACCCCUCGCGCGUGGCCGGGAACCCGUUUGAACAAAAUGCCGACGCGGCGGACGAGCGACGCGAGCUGUUCAACGAUAUCGCGCCCGUGUACGAUCGAUUGAACGACGCGUUGAGUUUGGGUUUGCACCGGGCGUGGAAGCGAGCGGCGGUGAAGUGGAUCGAGUGCGGAUCGGGCAUGCGCGCGCUCGAUGUGUGUUGUGGGUCGGGUGAUGUAGCGAUUAAGAUGUCCACGUUUGUCGGGAGCGAAGGGAGCGUCACGGGGUUGGACUUCGCGGCGAAACAGUUGACGUUCGCCGCGGAGAAGGAGCGCGAGGAGCGAUCGAGACGAGGGACGGACGCGAUGGGGAAGAUCGAUUGGAUCGAGGGAGACGCGCUGAAUCUCCCGUUCGAGGACGAUAGCUUCGAUUGCGCGACGAUCGCGUACGGGUUGCGAAACGUGAGCGAUAUUCCGCGAGCGAUGCGUGAGCUCAGGCGCGUGGUGAGACCGGGAGCUAAGGUGGCGGUUUUGGAUUUUAACAAUCCCGACGACCCGACGACGGCGGCUGUGCAGGGAUUCAUGCUCGACAACGUCGUCGUUCCCAUCGCUGAUCUCAAUGGUGUUGCGGCGGAGUAUCGUUACCUCCGACCGAGCAUCGAGAGAUUUCCGCGCGGGCAGGAACAGGUUGAUUUGGCGCGCGACGCGGGAUUUCGCGAGGCGACGUUUUAUGAGUUGCAGCCAGGCGGGUUAAUGGGAUGUUUAGUUUGCACGAAAUAG
Molecule: messenger RNA, 909 nt
Organism: Ostreococcus tauri
Lineage: Eukaryota; Viridiplantae; Chlorophyta; Mamiellophyceae; Mamiellales; Bathycoccaceae
Product: UbiE/COQ5 methyltransferase
Exons: 1
Coding region: 1-909 (302 amino acids)
Biological process (GO): phylloquinone biosynthetic process
Molecular function (GO): 2-phytyl-1,4-naphthoquinone methyltransferase activity
Source: RefSeq, a predicted model, not a curated record